This is a messenger RNA of Vigna umbellata (rice bean), 2793 nucleotides long. The record is from RefSeq and is a predicted model, not a curated record. NCBI's taxonomy places the organism in Eukaryota, Viridiplantae, Streptophyta, Magnoliopsida, Fabales, Fabaceae.
UCAAAUCGAUUCAAAUUCUCUGUUUGUUCAUUCUUCAAUUUUGUCUCUUCGUUCUAACAAAUCAAACUUGAUUCAAAUUCUCUUCGUUCGUUCUUCCGCUUUUAUUCUCUCAAUUUUCAGGAAUCAAACCUAGGCGAAGUGAUGAAUCCCGAGAAAUUUACGCAGAAGACUAAUGAGGCUCUCGUGAGUGCUCACGAGAUGGCGGCGAGCAGUGGCCACGCGCAGUUCACUCCUCUCCAUCUGGCGUCCUCUCUACUCUCCGACAAGGGGGGAAUCUUCUCCCAGGCGCUAUCCAACGCGGCGGGAGAGGAAUCAGCGCGGGCGGCGGAGAGAGUGUUCAGCCAAGCGCUGAAGAAGUUGUCCUCGCAAUCUCCUCCUCCGGAAGAUUCUCAGAUCAUAGAGUUGCUCAGGAAAGCCGGUGUUGCGGCACCGAAGGUGAAAUCAGAAGUCGAGAAGCUUCGCGGCAAGGAGGGAAGGAAAGUGGAAAGCGCCACGGGUAACACAACCUUUCAGGCUUUGAAUACCUAUGGAAGAGACCUUGUGGAACAAGCAGGGAAGCUCAACCCGGUUAUUGGAAGGGAUGAGGAAAUACGAAGGGUUAUGAGAAUUUUAUCUAGAAGUACCAAAAACAACCCGGUUUUGAUUGGUGAACCGGGUGUGGGAAAAACUGCUGUGGUUGAAGGGUUGGCUCAGAGGAUCGUUAAAGAGAAUGUUCUUAGGAAUCGUGCUGAUGUUAGGCUCAUUGCAUUGGACAUGGGUGCGUUGGUUGCGGGCGCAAAGUAUAUAGGGGAGUUUGAGGAGCGGUUGAAGGCAGUUUUGAAGGAGGUGGAAGAGGCUGAGGGGAAAGUUAUUCUAUUCAUUGAUGAGAUUCAUUUGGUUCUUGGUGCUGGAAAAGCUGAGGGUUCCAUGGAUGCUGCUAAUUUGUUUAAGCCUAUGCUUGCGCGGGGUCAGUUGAGGUGCAUUGGCGCCACCACGCUUGAGGAGUAUAGGAAGUAUGUAGAGAAGGAUGCAGCCUUUGAAAGAAGGUUUCAGCAUGUGUACGUGGCAGAACCAAGUGUUGUUGAUACUGUAAGUAUACUUCGUGGUUUGAAAGAAAGAUACGAAGGUCACCAUGGUGUAAGGAUUCUUGAUCAUGCUUUGGUUGUUGCGGUUCAAUUGUCUAGUCGCUACAUCACUGGUCGUCAUCUUCCUGACAAGGCAAUUGAUUUAGUUGAUGAGGCCUGUGCGAAUUUGAGAGUCCUACUUGAUAGUCAGCCAGAGGAAAUUGGCAACCUUGAAAGGAAGAGAAUGCAAUUAGAAGUGGAACUUCGUGCUCUGGAGAAAGAGAAAGACAAAGCCAGCAAAGCUCGUUUAGGAGAAGUAAGUGUUGAUGAGCUGCAACCUUUGAUGAUGAAGUACAAAAAGGAGAAGGAGAGGAUAGAUGAGAUUCGAAGACUAAAGCAAAAAAGAGAAGAGCUGAACUUUGCUCCUCUAGAGGCUGAAAGGCGAUAUGAUCUUGCUAGAGCUGCAAAUUUGCGGCAUGGCGCAAUUCAGGAGGUGGAAUCUGCAAUUCAAGAGCUUGAAGGGAACACUGAGGAAAAUGUAAUGUUGACAGAAACUGUUGGACCUGAACACAUUGCUGAGGUUGUUAGCCACUGGACUGGCAUACCAGUGACAAGACUCGGGCAAAACGAUAAAGAAAGGUUGAUUGGUCUUGCUGACAGAUUACAGCAGAGAGUUGUAGGGCAAGAACAAGCCGUUAAUUCUGUAGCAGAUGCUGUGCUGAGAUCAAGAGCCAGGCUUGGGAGACCUCAACAACCAAUGUGCUCCUUCAUGUUCUUAGGUCCAACUGGUGUUGGAAAGACCGAGCUUGCAAAGGCCCUCGCUGAGCAACUUUUUGAUAAUGAAAAUCAGUUGGUUAGAAUUGACAUGUCUGAAUAUAUGGAGCAACAUUUUAUUUCAAGCUUGAUUGGUGCAUCACCUGGGUAUGUUGGACACAAAGAAGGUGGUCAGCUAACUGAAGCAGUAAGUGUGAUACUGUUUGAUGAAGUAGAAAAGGCACACAUAUCUGUGUUUAACACUCUUCUUCAAGUCUUGGAUGAUGGAAGGUUAACUGAUGGCCAAGGCCGCACUGUGGACUUUAGAAACACAGUCAUUAUCAUAACCUCUAAUAUUGGGGCAGAGCACCUCAUUACUGGACUUUCAGGAAAAUAUUCCAUGCAAGCAGCUCGUGAUAAAGUAAUGCAGGAGGUAAGAAAAAAUUUUAGGCCAGAACUGUUGAAACGGCUUGAUGAAAUUGUUGUAUUUGAUCCUCUUUUCCAAGAGCAAGUAAGGAAGGUUGCAAGGUUACACAUGAAGGAGGUUGCUUCUCGUCUUGCUGAGAGGGGAAUUGCAAUGACAGUGACUGAUGCAGUUCUUGACUAUAUCCUUAGUGAGAGCUGUGAUCCGGUUUAUGGUGCUAGACCAAUUAAGAGGAGGCUUGAGAGAAAGGUUCUGACGGAGCUCUCUAGAAUGCUUGUGAAGGAAGAAAUUGUUGAGAACUCAACCGUUUACAUUGAUGUUGAUCCUGCGGGCAGCGAGCUAAUCUACCGGGUGGAAAAGAACGGAGGGUUGGCUAAUAACUCUGUAUGACCAAGAGAGGUUCAAGUUGAUGCUUUUGGUUCUUUUGAACAAUUUCUUUUCAUACUAAGUUGAUGAUUUUCUUUUUUUAAGCAACUUUUUUUCUGCAUGAGAGUUGUUGAAGGAUGAAUAUCCCUAUUGUUGAAUUUUGUUUCAGGACAUAAGCUAAAUAUAAAUUGAAUGUUAUUUUCCUAA